Molecule: messenger RNA, 1799 nt
Organism: Oenanthe melanoleuca
Lineage: Eukaryota; Metazoa; Chordata; Aves; Passeriformes; Muscicapidae
Gene: KLHDC2
Product: kelch domain containing 2
Exons: 12
Coding region: 72-1025 (317 amino acids)
Molecular function (GO): protein binding
Source: RefSeq, a predicted model, not a curated record
CUUCUCUGGCCUGUCCUGCAGAACGCCCAGGUCCGGGGAUUUUAUGACUUCUACCUGCCUAGGGAUGAAAUAUGGAUCUACAACAUGGAAACUGGAAGAUGGAAGAAGAGCAAGACAGAGGGAGAUGUUCCCCCCUCCAUGUCUGGCAGCUGUGCUGUGUGUGUGGACAGAGUGGUUUAUCUCUUCGGGGGGCACCACGCCCGGGGCAACACCAACAAGUUCUACAUGUUAAAUGCCAGGGGGUGCCCCCCUCCUCCAAGGACAAGCUGGGGGUGUGGGUGCACAAGAACAGGCUGAUAUUUUUUGGAGGCUAUGGCUAUUUUCCUGAAGGGAAACACCGUGGAACAUUUGAAUUUGAUGAAACCUCUUUUUGGAAUUCAGGUCAUCCUAGAGGGUGGAACGACCACGUCCACGUUCUGGACCUUGAAACUUUCACUUGGAGCCAGCCUAUAACCACGGGCAAGACCCCGUCCCCUCGAGCCGCCCACGCCUGUGCCACGGUUGGGAACAGAGGAUUUGUGUUUGGAGGCAGAUACAGGGAGUCCAGAAUGAACGACUUCUACUACCUGAACCUGGACACCUGGGAGUGGAACGAAAUACUCACCCAAGGCAUCUGCCCCGUGGGCCGCUCGUGGCAUUCCCUAACGCCGAUCUCCUCGGAUCACCUCUUCCUCUUUGGAGGAUUCACCACGGACAAGCAGCCCCUGAGUGAUGCCUGGAUUUAUUGUAUCAGCAAGAACGAGUGGGUACAGUUUGAGCAUAACUACUCUGAAAAACCAAGGCUGUGGCACACGGCCUGUGCCAGCGAGGAGGGCGAGGUGAUCAUCUUUGGGGGCUGUGCCAACAACCUUCUGGCCCAUUCCAAAGCUGCUCACAGUAAUGAAAUCCUUGUGUUCUCCCUACAACCAAGAUCUCUUGUAAGAGCAGCAGCCAGGGGUGAGGGUGGAGGAUUCAUCCCCUGCUGGAGGCACAAACUCCCUGCUGACAGCAGCCCCGUGUUCCCAGGCUGUGCCUGGAGGCUGUGAUUUGCUUCAAGGAGCUGUUGGCCAGCUCGUGGCACUGCCUGCCCAAGCACCUCCUGCACAGCGUGAACCAGCGCUUCGGCAGCAACAACACCUCGGGCUCCUGAGCCCCGGGGCACUGAAAGGUGUGUGCUCCACCCCUUGUCUAGGUAGUUGCUUCUCGCCCUCCCGUGCAUGUGAAUGGCCUAGAGAGAACCUAUUUUUGUGUGAGAUGUUCCAAUAAAUGUAUUAAUGCCAGAGAUGAGCCUGAGCUUAAGCUGCACCCAGGUGUGGGGUUGUGCACCCCAGGGGGUGAGGCUGACCCCGAGAGGGGGGGAUGUCCUGGGGACAGGAGCUGGGAGUGCUGAGCACAGCUCUGGAGUGCUGCAGGUCGUGUUUAGUCCACAGCUUCACGUUUUGCCACAGCUGUUUAAGGUCAGAGAAGCAGGAUCUGGAAUUUAGGAUCUGGAAGUUGUCCCGUUGUUGGUCGAUAAACUGUCGUGAACCUUGAGAUGUUAAAGCACCACUACUCUCUGCUUGGCUGUAGUUUGGUUUUUUUUUGGAAUUUUUAUGUUGUGGAAUUUCAAUUGUGAACCUUAGGUAGCAGAUAUUCUGCCCUGCAAGUGUAACUGGGAGUGCUUGUGCCUGUUCCCAGCCCCAGGGCUGUCCCCAGGCUGCAGGGCCAUGGAGCUCUUGGGGACACGGGGACAGGGCCAGGCUGUGCUGCUGUGGGGAAGGGGGGGAUCAUGUUUUAAGCUGUCAUCAAAAACCAAUUAAAAACGUUGACUUCUAGAACAA